Molecule: messenger RNA, 2201 nt
Organism: Cuscuta campestris
Lineage: Eukaryota; Viridiplantae; Streptophyta; Magnoliopsida; Solanales; Convolvulaceae
Source: the annotation of a GenBank genome assembly
AUGAAUUAAUCUUAAUUUUAGAUUGGCAUGAAAUGUAGAUGGUUUUAAAUCCAUCAACCUCGUCCAAAGGGCAGGCAUUUUUUGAAAAGUAUAAGGCAAAUUUUUACGAAAUCAGUGUAGUGAAGGAAUUUAAGGGAAUAAUAUAAAAGUGGAAGGGUGUGUAGUGUGUUAGAGUGGAAUGGUAUUUAUACACCCAAUGGAGUGUGUUGCAUUACAACUUUAAGACAGCAAUUUUAUUGAAGAGAUGUUUUCUACGUUCUAUGACUUGAAUGGCAGUGAUAAUAUAUGCUGAGUUGCCUUCUUAGAACUGACUUUGUUGGUCUUUACCACUUGUAAUGGGUAUUUGUUGUGUAGUACAGGGAGUGUCAGGGACCAUGUUCAUGGCAUGUCUUGUAAUUUAGUGAUUUCAUCAUAUUUCUGCAGCCAUGGUUUAUUUCAUUUAUGAAGCUGGAAUUGUUUUAAUAAAUAAGAGGCUGUGAUGAAUGGUUUUAUACAUUUCUCUUAAGUGUUUGCCAAAAUUAAGGAAAUAAAACGUAUCUUGGCGUGGCUUGGUGGGUAUCUAGAAGCAGCCAUGGCGUUUUUAUAUCCUUUCCCUUGUGAUGAGUAUAUAAAUAGUGAAAAUUCUCAGCCUCCUUUUAGCCCCAUUUUUCCUGGAAAUACAUGUUGCUCUAAUGAAAUGCAAUGAGAUUAAAGAGGCCGUGACGAUAUCGUUGUGUUUUUUCGGAUGCUGAUACCAAAGAUUUAAUGAAAUGAUUUGUAUCUUGGCAAGGCAUCCCGGAAAUUUGACAUCGUGGUUGCAGCCAUGGCAAUCAUAUAUUUUUGUUUAGCAAUGGAAAACAAUUCCGAGCCUCAACAAUAAUUCAAAAUUUUUUGCAUAGAAAUUAUAAACAUUUUUUUAAAUUUGUGGUGUUUGUAUAAAUUGAAGUAGAAUUUGUGAUUUAUAUGGUGUCCAUGUCCGAGCCUCUUGAACACUAUCAUGGCAGAGGCUUUAUUUUAAAAAUGUUGUCCAGCUAUUACUGUAAAGUUGCUGGUACUUGAUGGAAUUCUGUUUGGCCUUUUGUGAGUGUAUUAGAAUCAGGGUAAAUAUACCAAAGUUAUACUCCUAAUAGCCAUUGGAUUGUUACAAAAUUGGCAUGAAAAAAGGCCGCCGGGAGUUCCUUGACCCAUGAUUCCUCUUCUUGAGAAGACGAUAGAGAUUACAGAGAGACGAGAUCUGUUUGGAAAACCAAAUAGCAGAUCCAAAAUUUGUUUGGGGAGUAGAAUAGGAAUGCCUUCUCUUGGGACAAAAGAAAGGAUUUUUAUGGGCCCAGUAAAAAAGCCCAAACUAAAUAUCCCAAUAAAGCCCAAAAUAGCUCAAAAGCCUGUAUUAAACCCCAAAUAUCUAAAGCUCUGAUUUGUGUUUCUUCAACCUCGAGAAUAUCAGAAAAUCAGAAGAAAGAAAGAGAGAUGGGGCAGUGAAAGUGUGGAAUUUGCGAAGAAGCUCAGUUUAAAUACAAAUGCCCAAUCUGUGUCAUGCCCUACUGUUCGUUGGCAUGUUUCAAGAAGCACAAAGAAAUUCCUUGUGAAAAGCCGAUAUCUUCUUCAGAAGGAAAUUUGGAAAUUCCUUUUGAAAAGCCGAUAUCUUCUUCAGGAGAAAAUUUGGCUUUCGUACCACCAUUGCAUGUUGGCAAACCAAUGUAUGUCAACGAGCCAAGGGAGGAGCUAAAUCAGUCACAGCUUGAGUCUAUUGCUUCAUCGAGUGAAAUAUGUGAGGCAUUAAGGAGCGAGGAGCUUCGUAAACUUAUAUGCAAUAUAGAUUCUUCUCCUGAGGCUGAGAAUGAACUUGAAAAAGCCAUGAAGAAGGAAGAAUUUUAUGUACUCACUCAGAAGAUAUUGUCCAUCAUUAAUCAUUGAGGAAUGAGGAUCAUUUCUUAAGCAUGUCCCGGAUUGUAGACUAAGGUGCAAGACCGAAGCGGUUUUUUUUAUUGUUCAAAAAAUGAGUGUUGAUUAUAUUAAUGUGAUAGCUCUUAUUUUAAGGAUCUGAUAUCCUUGAUUGAGGAAUAGUGUAGGCUAGACUCUCGUAUAUAGUGGGUGUUUCUCUGUGCGUAGGAGCUAGUCAAAACUGCUAUAAAUUGUUUUUAAUUUAUAUGUUAUUUGAUGACGUGAUUCUUUAUGCUUAUAAGCUGACUUAUAAGCUAAAAAAAUAAGUAAGUCUUACCUAU